Molecule: messenger RNA, 414 nt
Organism: Pieris macdunnoughi
Lineage: Eukaryota; Metazoa; Arthropoda; Insecta; Lepidoptera; Pieridae
Source: the annotation of a GenBank genome assembly
AUGGAACCGUUUAUAGGCAAAAAAUAUAAAUUAAAAUCAUCAGAUAACUUCGAGGACUAUUUGAAGUUUAUUGGCGUCGGCCUAUUAUCCAGAAAGCUGGUGAUGUCUGUAUCACCAGUUACUGAACUAACGAAGAAUGAAGAUGGUUCCUACACACUGAUACACACAACUUCGAUAAGAAACGUCACGACUACCUUCAGAUUGAGCGAAGAGUAUGAGGAAGACAGACCUGAUGGUGUUAAGGUCAAAUCAGAGAUGAAAAUAGAAGGGAAUAAAUUAAUACAAAUCCAGAAGGAUCCAAGUGGAAAGAAAUCGAAACAUAUAAGAGAAUUCACUGACAGUACCCUUACUGUAAUUACGACCGCCGACGGAUGGGACGGAACUUGUAUAAGAGUUUAUGAAGCUGUAGACUAA